Molecule: messenger RNA, 2943 nt
Organism: Paramuricea clavata
Lineage: Eukaryota; Metazoa; Cnidaria; Anthozoa; Malacalcyonacea; Plexauridae
Source: the annotation of a GenBank genome assembly
CACAAAGUGAGGAGCACCGUAUCAAGAUGAGGAACGUAAUUUUGCUGUGUUUGAUUGUCAUCAUCUGCUCUGCAGGUACGGGAUCGAAAAUUGUUAGUGGUAUAUUAUAUAAAGUAGAAAUGGUAUAGUGGUGACUCGUAUUAUUAAGGCGUUAAUUCCUAAUAUUUCCUAUCUAGUGAUAAUACUGAACAUGUUAUAUGUUUAAUUUUAAUCCAAGGGCAAGGAACCUUUUUUAAUUGACUGGCAUUGCGGUCAAUUUGUACUAACUUUAUUUUUUAGAUCAUAUGUCGUUAGCCUUAUUUCAACGGUUUUCUACUCAGUGCGGAUUUGACUGUCAAUUUUAAUGAACACUCACAACUUAUUAAAGCGUUAUAGAUAUGAAAUGCGAGACUAAAAUGACCAUGUUUUGUGACUUGUACGUCCUUAAAUGAUCCCAGUUUGUGAUUUGUUGUUUAAUUUGAAAAUCUAGUUUUUAGUUUUACUCGGCUAUAAUCAACAAAUCACAAAAAAUUUUGCUGUAGGUUCGCGGCGACCUCUGGACUGAUUGAUUGAUUGAUUGGAUGCUGAUACGUACCUUGGUUCUAUUUUUUAAUAAUAAAACAGUUUAAAGCAAACAGUUUGAAUAAUAUUUUUACGAAAUUUAGUUCCUGUUUUACUAAGUUAUAUUUGUGUUAAACAAAUCAGAAAUAUAGAAACUCGAAACGCCAGACUGGCAAGUUUGAAACAUCAUGAAACGCCAAAAAUGUAGUGAAGAUUUGGGUGGGCCCUGCUUGUAUACCAUGCCAAUUAUCUUCAACAAGUUAUGAUUCACAACCACAAUAAUAUUGCAUGGGCGCGGUUCAGUGAAUCGUAGUCAACUAGUUUGGGAUCCUGUCUGCGAUCCUGUUUUGUUUUCGAUAAAAACCGAAAGAUAAGGGCGAAGAGAAAGGGCUGAAAACGCAUGGCAGUCGUUCAUUAUGUCGAUAGGCCUAAAAAUAGAACCUGAGUUGCCCCAAUGAUUCACUAAAUAAUUAAAAUAGUUUUCGCUUGUUAGUAUUGAUUAAUCAAUGAAUGAUUCCAGCUAUACACUUAUAAUUUUGAUCCAGGCAAGAAAAACGAAAUCCAUUUUCGAAAAUUUCGCUGGGGUAUAUCUUCCUCAUCUUACAACAUUUCGCAACCAAACUUUGCAAUUUUACUAAUUUUAAGAUGCUCUAUCUAGCUGUGGUGAUGGAUUUGAUGGAUUCUUGCCUGUAUCAAAAUUUAGUCUAUAGCUGGAAUCAUCCAUUCUCUUGUUGAGCAACAAUACAUCAGUGAAAUUCUCAGUUCAAUAUUCUUGAUGUUUGCUAUGGCAACACACAUGUUUCAAUACUGGUGCCAAUAUAUUUCAUAACCAAAGAAAGUUAACAUUUCAAAUUUUAUGGCUUGCAAAAGAUAUAAUAUUUGCUAUAGCAUAUCAUUACACAAUAUAUAAUAUUUGUAUAGGCAUAGCAUCACACAAUUACAGUACACGCGCACAUGCCUAUAGUAUCCAAAUAAUACUAUAUAAUAUCUUAAAUAUGAUGAACGGGAUAAAUGUAUCUGCCUCAUGGCUAAGCACAAUUAUGAAAAAUUAAAAACUCAAUUUCUUCUUUUUUAUAUUUUCUGUAGUAAACGCCAAACGUCAAAGAAUGAAAAGAGCAGUUUGCGGCAAUGAAAUUUGGGAUCCACUAUACGACAUCUGCUGUGAGGGUCAUGCGCACGAGCAACUUUAUGGGCCUUACUCUGGGUGUUGUGGUCAGAAAAUCUUCAACGCCGAAACUCAAGUUUGCUGCUCCGGAAUCAUAUUUCCCAUACAGAGUACUGGUCUAACCCAAUGUUGUGGUCGAAGACCGUAUAAUGCCGAGACAAAUAUAUGCUGCGGUUCGCGAUAUGUUCAGCCAAGAUCAGGUUUAUCAACUCAGUGUUGUGGAAAAAUCACCUUCAAUGCUGAUACUUCUGUCUGUUGUGCUGACAAAGUGGUAGAUCAAGUAGCAGGCACCUCAACUCUAUGCUGUGGCGAAAAAGCCUACGACUCAAAAGCUUUCCUUUGCUGCCAAGGAAAAAUUGUUGAUAUCCCAGUCAAUAGCAGUAACCAGUGUUGUGGAGAAACAUCAUAUGACCCCACAACCUCGGUUUGCUGUAACGGACAGCCGGCGCCAAACCUCGUAGGUAACUUAACAAUGUGUUGCGGAAAGGAAAGCUACAAUCCCGCCAGUUCUAUCUGUUGUGCAGACAAAAUAGUUCAGAAACUAAGUAAUGUUAGUCAGUGUUGUGGAGAUAUGUCUUAUAACCCCACAACCUCCAUGUGUUGCGCUGGACAACCCGUGGUAAGAAUGGCGGGUAUCCUAACUGAAUGUUGCGGUAAGGAAAGCUACAACCCUCAAGAUUCACUUUGUUGUAACCAGAUGGUUGUUCCGAGAAGAUACGGUAAUACCACUCAGUGUUGCGGGAACCGUUACUACAACCCUACAACCCAUGUUUGUUGCGAUGGUGAUGAGAUUAGCCGAAGGCAUGUUGGUAACACCAUACAGUGUUGCGGAAAGAAAAGCUUCAACAACGAAAGAUACAUUUGCUGUGAUGGAAGCCUGCUGUCAAGACGAUACAAGCAAUAUACUAUGUGUUGUGGCAAGAGACGAUACAAUGGCAAGCCAAGAGGACGUACGGGUUACAAACCAGUUUGUUGUGCCAAUAGAGUGUAUUAUUCCAGCAAAAUUUUUUGUUGCAACGGAAAAGCACAGAGGAAGGGAACAGCAUGUCUUUAAAUUUAUUUAGCAAACACUUAUUUGUUUAAUUAACGUUUACAUUAUAUACUGGCCUUCCGCAUACUAAUCAUGAAUAUUAAUACUGAACAAUUACGUGGUUCAUACCUUUAUAUUGGACAUUUAUCUAUAACUAGCUAUAUGUAUUCUUUAUGUGCUAAACACUACAAUUGCGUAGAAUUCAAAC